GAUCCUCAGAAAGCUGAAUGAGGUGGGAGGAGACUGGAUUAGCAGCACAUCAUAGAGGAAGAUAUUAUCUCUGUUGUUGGCUUCUCGUGCAAGCUGAUUCCAAGCUAAAAGUCUCAUUCUGCUGGAGUUGACAAGAUACGGGUAGAUACCCCCGAGAAACUUGCUUACUUCUUGCUUUUUGGAUCCAAGCAAGCACAAGAUCCGACCACAACAUGCCCAGUCAGCUCCAGUCUCGCAACGCGGCAAGUGUCGGCAGUAGGAACAACCAUCACCACAAGAAGAAGAAAACCAAUUUGGCCACCAUGGCGUGGCUCUGCCUGGCGUCGUCCUCCUCGGUCACCACGGCUUUUUCCACCAAAAGUGCCUUUUUGCGCGCCACGGCCCAACGAACCGUCGUCUCGUCUUCGGCUUUCAAGCCUCGAUCCUUGUGUAGUCGUCGUCGAACAUCCACAUUGGCCGUCACCACGUCUCCCGAUGCCACAAAGAGCAAUAAUUACGAUGUCACCAACCAAGAAGCCGGAUUGUUGGGAAGUUACGAUCCGACAUCCUUUGAAACCGAAAUCUACCAAUGGUGGGAAGGGGCCGGAUGUUUUCAACCCGAUGCCAAACAAGCGAAAAAGAGCAAUAAAAAACAACCCUAUGUGCUACCCAUGCCACCUCCCAAUGUCACGGGACGAUUGCACAUGGGACAUGCCAUUUUUGUCGCCCUCCAAGAUGUAUUGGCGCGAUUUCAUCGCAUGAGAGGUCGUCCCGUGCUCUGGUUGCCAGGCACGGACCACGCUGGAAUCGCCACACAACUGCAGGUGGAAAAACAAUUGAUUGCCGAAGGAACCAGUCGCGAAGAUGUCGGUCGAGAGGAAUUCUUGCGACGGGUAUGGAUGUACAAGGAAGAACAGGGUGGACACAUUACCCGGCAGUUGCGAUCCCUCGGGGCUUCGGCCGAUUGGAGUCGAGAACGAUUCACCAUGGACAGUGACCUCAGUGAUGCCGUUUCCGAAGCCUUUGUCCGAUUGCACGAAAAGGGACUGGUCUAUCGAGGAGAGUACAUGGUCAAUUGGGCGCCCUUGUUAAAGACGGCCGUCAGUGAUCUGGAAGUGGAGUAUUCCGAAGAGGAAGGGAAACUAUACUACUUCAAGUACAUGGUGGAUGGUAGUGAAGAGUUCCUCCCGGUGGCUACGACUCGUCCCGAGACUAUCUUUGGAGACACGGCUGUUUGUGUCCACCCGGAGGAUGAUCGCUACAAACAUCUCCUUGGAAAACAGGCAGUGGUACCCAUGGCUGGUGGUCGCACCAUUCCCAUUAUUGCCGAUGAAUAUGUCGAUAGAGAGUUUGGAACCGGGGCGCUCAAGAUUACACCUGGUCAUGAUCCCAACGAUUACGCCAUUGGAAACAAAUACAAUUUACCAGUCAUCAACAUUAUGAACAAAGAUGGAUCCCUGAAUGCCAAUGCCGGAGAAGCAUACGAUGGACUCGACCGGUUCGUUGCCAGAGCCAAACUCUGGGAGGAUAUGGAAGCCGAAGGCCUUGUCAUCAAGGCCGAACCACACACGCAACGUGUCCCCAGGUCCCAGCGCGGUGGUGAAGUGAUUGAACCGUUGGUGAGUAGUCAAUGGUUUGUCAAGACAGAGGGGAUGGGAGCCAAAGCCCUCAAGGCUGUCCAAGAUGGAGAUAUCCAAAUUGUCCCGCAGCGAUUCGACAAGACGUGGAAUAAUUGGUUGACGGAUAUUCAUGACUGGUGCGUCUCCAGACAGUUGUGGUGGGGUCACAGAAUUCCUGUCUGGUACGUGGGUGAGACGGGAGAGGAGGAAUACAUUGUUGCCCGAAAUGAAAAGGAAGCCAGGGAGAAAGCCACCGAACAAGGACAUUCGUCGGAUGUUGUCUUGCGUCAGGAGGAAGAUGUGCUGGACACGUGGUUCAGCUCUGGUUUGUGGCCGUUUGCAACUGUGGGCUGGCCUCAGUCAGAGGGAGACGAGGAUUCUGAUCUUGCUCGUUUCUACCCUGGUACUUGCCUCGAAACGGGCUACGAUAUUUUGUUCUUUUGGGUCGCUCGGAUGGUGAUGAUGGGCAUUGAACUCACUGGCAAGAGCCCUUUCAGCGUCAUUUAUUUGCACGGUCUCGUUCGAGCUGUUGAUGGAACCAAAAUGUCGAAGACCAAGGGAAACGUCAUUGAUCCUCUUGAUACCGUAGCAGAGUACGGGGCCGACAGUCUGCGCUAUUCUCUUGUUACGGGUGUUACCCCAGGGCAGGACAUUCCUUUGAAUAUGGAGAAGAUUGAGGCCAAUCGCAACUUUGCUAACAAACUUUGGAACUGCUGCAAGUUCGUUACUGGUAAUGCCCUCAAAGACAUCUCGGAAGAAGAAAGAAAAGAACUGAGCGUGAAGGGUCCUAUCACAAAGGAAGAAUUGGAAGCCAUGCCCCUACCAGAGCGAUACAUUAUUUCCAAGUGCCAUGCGUUGGUUGCAAGUGUCACAGAACAGAUUGAAAACUACAACCUCGGUGCUGCAGGUAGCCUCGUCUACUCGUUCUUGUGGGAUCAAUACGCUGAUUGGUACAUUGAGAUUUCAAAAACACGCCUCUACGAAGGUUUGGGAGGAACCAAUGAGGAAGAUGCCAAGCUAGCCCGAAAGGUUUUGGUAUACAUUUUGGACACGAGUCUCCGGCUACUGCACCCUUAUAUGCCAUUCGUGACGGAACAGCUGUGGCAUCAUUUGCCAAGAGCAGAUGCCACCGCUGACCAAAAGGCUCAUUCUCUUAUGCUCUCUGAUUGGCCCCAGUUGGACGAUGAAUCGCCUCUCGUGACAUCUGACGAUGCAGUAAGUAAAUUCGAGUCCUUCCAGGCACUGACAAGAAGCAUCCGGAAUGCAAGAGCAGAAUACAACGUAGAGCCUGGAAAACGAAUCAGUGCCGUGAUUGUUGCUGAGAAAUCCAUACGGGAAGAAGUCGAGAAAGAAGUCAAUUCACUUGUAGCACUUGCUAAACUGGAAGCAUCGGGGGUGGUGUUUUGUGAGCCAGGUUCUGAGGAAGCCAAGGCCGCCGCUGUUGAUUCCGUACAGCUCGUUGUACAAGACGGCGUUGAGGCUUUCUUGCCUCUUUCAGGUCUUAUUGACCCUGAAAAGGAGAGAGCCAGACUGCAAAAGCAAAACGAGAAGCUCCAGAAAGAGAUUCAAAAGCUAGCUGGACGCCUGAAGUCGAAGGGUUUCGUAGACAAAGCGCCUGAAGCCGUUGUCGACAAGGCGAAAAAGGAGCUUGCGGAGCUGGAAGAUCAGGCCCAAAAGGUUCAAACGAGCUUAGAGGCUCUCCCUACACCGUAAAUGAGACCGUAUGUUUUCAAUGCAAAGAACCAAUCUAUCUACUAGCUAGUUGGACGCUCUUUCAUGGUGCCAAACUACUUCAGAGCCAGCACACAGGAAGGUCUUUUGCAGUGAUUGAGGAAGCAAAUACCAGAAGAGUUAGUCAUGGAAGCAACCCGUCCCAUCCCAGUGACAGAACCUCGCUAUGCCGUCAGUGUCUCAAUUUAUCAGGAGUCCGAUCCUCAUUGCAAGAGUGGUUGAGACUUUACUGGACAACAACGAAGCAGUCUCUGGCAGAAACGGAGCAAGAGUCCAAACUUUGAGGAGAAAACCAACAACGGAACAGGCACUUUAUUAGUUGCCACAACAAAACAUUUUGGAUCUGGCUUGCUGCAAUAAAUAGAAUAAUCUCCACGGUCACCACCUCCUCCUUCAAACGCUUCUGGGCAUCCGUUGUCACUAUCACGAGCCCACUUCGAAGUUUCCCCAUCACCAUUGUUGGACUAUUCCAAUGAACAGCCAUACUCCUGUAGCCACUUCAAAAAAGUUGCAAAAUGGGCACCUUCGGCAGCUGCUGCGUGUAUAUUCAUCCCAUGGACAUCCAUUCUCAUGGGCCCACUGUAGCUAGCAUCGCCAUGCGUCCAUUUCUGGCUGUUCGAUGGCAUGUCCGACUAUUCCAUGGACAUUCGUUUUCAUGUGCCCACUUUCACAACUUUCAGAUGUCCCUCUCUUGCAGCACUUUCACAUGUGCCUUCAUCACAAGGACCUCCAUUCUCAUUUCAGAGUUUCUGAAUGACCACUACUGGCUGCUUCUUCACAACUUGUCCGGCAUACCAUGGGCGGCCAUUCUCAUGCGCCCACUUCAGAGUUUCCAAUGGCCAGAUUCAGCAGGAUAAGUGCAUGUCCACCAAGUCUACUGGCAUCCAUUUUUCACGUGCGCAUUUCAAAACUGCCGAGUUCCCACCUUUAGGCGUACUAACUGCUGCACUUGAGCAAGCGAAUACAUCAAAUGUGCAACCAUUCUCACCAGCCCACUUCAGGAUGCUAAGGUGCCCACUGCUGGCAGCUUCCAAGCAUGUCCUUUUGUCCCAUGGAAAUACACUGGCACGAGCCCACUUCAGAACAUCCAAAUGGCCAUUUCUAGCAGCAGGCUUGCAUGUAGAUGCAUUCCAUGGACAUCCAUUCUCAUGAGCCCACUCUAGAAAUCCAAAGACCCACCUCCAGCAGCAUAUGCGCAUGUCCAUGAAAUCCAUGGAUACUCCUUUUGCCGGACCCAUUGAAGAACUGCAAGGUUCCCAAGCAUGACAAUAUCUCGACAACAGCACUUGGCGGGAGUCUUGGAAUCUGAUUUGUCACGGUAGAAAGUCAGAAGUUUUGCUUUGACACGCGACGUAUCAGCCAAGGCGAAAGAGUGAAGACUACAGCGUACGAAGCCAGCCGAAUCGCCUUCUCCAUAGGUCGUUCCACAUCCAUUGACAUCUCCCAUGAAACUAGCUAGCAUUUCCAAAAUUUUUACCCACACCGUUGCAGGAAUGCCAAUCCCUGCAGAAACAGUGAAAUCCAAACCAACUGAUAUCGGAAGCAACGUCAUUGUGCAUUGUUGUCUUGAC
Molecule: messenger RNA, 4900 nt
Organism: Seminavis robusta
Lineage: Eukaryota; Bacillariophyta; Bacillariophyceae; Naviculales; Naviculaceae
Source: the annotation of a GenBank genome assembly